This is a messenger RNA of Camarhynchus parvulus, 924 nucleotides long. RefSeq names its product speedy/RINGO cell cycle regulator family member A (gene SPDYA). Lineage: Eukaryota; Metazoa; Chordata; Aves; Passeriformes; Thraupidae. Gene Ontology annotation, molecular function: protein kinase binding. Bases 1 to 924 code for a protein of 307 amino acids. The transcript is spliced from 6 exons. Gene Ontology annotation, biological process: positive regulation of cyclin-dependent protein serine/threonine kinase activity. The record is from RefSeq and is a predicted model, not a curated record.
AUGAAACACAAUCUGGUGUGUCAGACACCUCCCACUGUCACUGUUCAUGUAAAAUCGAGUGCAUCCAGAUCACAUCAGCAAAAAAAACUUACUAGACUAAAGCGACCUGCUUUUAAAGACCAUCAAGAAAAUUGUGAAAAAGGGGUUCCUAGUCAGAAAUAUAAAUGUCCAAAGGGACCAUGUCUUGUUAUUCAGCGUCAGGAAAUGACAGCUUUCUUUAAAUUAUUUGAUGAUGAUCUAAUCCAAGACUUCCUUUGGAUGGACUGUUGCUGUGAAAUUGCAGACAAGUAUCUCUUGGCAAUGACUUUCGUUUAUUUCAAGAGAGCUAACUUCACACCAAGUGAGCAUACCAGAAUCAAUUUCUUUGUGGCUCUGUAUCUGGCAAACACAGUUGAAGAAGACAAUGAAGAAGCAAAGUAUGACAUUUUCCCAUGGGCUUUGGGCAAAGCCUGGAGAAAGCUCUUCCCUGAUUUCUUAAAGUUAAGAGAUCAACUUUGGAGUAGAAUUGACUACAGGGCUAUUGUAAGCAGACGCUGCUGUGAAGAGGUGAUGGCUAUCGCUCCAACACACUACAUCUGGCAGCGAGAGCGCUCAGUGCAGCACAGCGGAGCUCUGAGGAAUUAUGAGGAUCAGGUGCAGCUGCCCCGAGGCCCCAGCGCUACUCCCACAGACUGCCUGCUCUGCGGGAAGAAAGGCAGGUUUGUACGGCUCGGAUUGUCAUCCUCCUCCUCCUCCACCGACACUUUGGAGAUGAUGGACUUGCACUCAUCCCAGAAAUCAAAGGAUGCCUUUUCAACUGAAAAAAUGUUCAUCGACUCUCCUUAUAAAGCCCAAGACUGUCUGAAGCUGUCCAGCAAAAGGCAACCAUGUAGCAUCCUGGAUCAAGAUAAGUCUAUGGACUGGUUUACAAGCAAUGGAGAAUGA